GGCUCCCAACGAAGGGAGGCGAAGCGUUGCCGAAAUUUCCUUCGAAUCGACAAGGCUUCUUCUACUAUCUUUCACUUUUUCUACCCCUCCCUCUUGCUGCGUUCUCUCUAGUCAUUGGUUGGAUGUGGCCGCAAGCGCAAGUGGAGGUCUAUGAGGCCACCAUCGACUGGGACUUGGAGCCCCCUGAACUCAUAGAGGGGGAUCUGGUGGAGCUCACGAUCCCCGGACGCAGCGUUCGACAAGUUGACGGACAGUUUGCGUGGAGGUCCAUAAUCUUGUCCGAGGACGUGUGGCUUUGGACGCACAGAGAGCACCGGCCUGGGCAAGGAGUGGGCGUAGUGAGAACCUACUUGUACUUAGGACCGGGCGCCGUCAAGGAGGCCGUGGUAGGGCUCGCGACGACAGGGACUAGUGGCGCGAUUAGCAGGGCAUUAUGCUACCUGAGAGACGAGGUAGCUGCCUUCCGAGCGGAGGACUCGAGCGAUCCGCUGACCCUAUUUCACAGGCGCCCUCCUCUUGAUAUCACGGGCGGGCCUCCAGAGACAGUAGCGCCAGGGAGGGUGGCGCUAGAUCUGCCGGCCAGAGGGGUUUUCACGGAUGCGAUAGAGAGUCGAUGGUCAUCGACGGUGUUGGGGCCAGACGUGCACUUGUGGACGUAUGCCAUCGCGACGUUUGAGCUAGACAGUCAGAGGUGGCGACGACCAGGCACGACUAGUAUAGAGGUAGUGGGCCACAUUUACUACUCGCGGGAGGUGCUAGCCACAGUCUAUUUUCACGGCAUCGUGCACGAUCAUUGGCGAGAGGAGCAGAGCGCGAGGAGGAUUUUACUGGCCCGAGCGGACUCCGCGCGGGGCGAGGUAGAGCGGCUGCAUGGGGGUGUUCGGAGAGUGACGACGACCUUGAGGAUUGGAGGACACUUCCCGUAUCCUAGCAAUCGACUGCGUGUGACACUUCUGUGCUUCGUGGCGGAGGAGCUCUGGGGACUUAGGCGUCUGGGUGAGAUCUACUUUGCGGCUCUUGACUUGGACGGCCUUUGCCGAGGGUACGCUGAUAGGGAUUGGGUGUUGUAUGCGCAGUUUGUAGCGGGGCCGCUUGUAGGCGAGCGAGGGCUCCAGUUGAUUGAGUUCCUGCGGGCCAUAGUACCUCCUGGGAGCCCUGACCUGUAUUCUCUGUACCAGCCCCUAGCCUUCUGGACGACGCUAGAGAGAGAGGCUCGGGGGCCUACAGAUCAUUUAGCUGGAGUGGGACAAUUGUUAGCCGAGACUCGUGAGGAGAGGCCGGGCCAUCUCGUCUUGACCGGGGAGGUUGAGGAGUAUUACCAGCAGGUAUAUCCAAAGACUGACGAUCUUGCGUGGUACGCCAAGGAUCGGGAUUGGGAGGACUUCGAUGACACAGACCCUUGGGGCGACCAGGACGAGGACUGGGGAGAUCUGGCACGGGCCGAGGGACAGGAGCAGACGACCAGGGAGGCUGAGAAGUUGAAGAUAAGCGAAGCUAGGAAAGCUGGAGAGCUAGGGAGAGUUGUGACUGACGGUGCAAUACUCAGGGUGCUAGCUGCUCACGAUCGGUAUUGGAGGGAGUCGAUAAAGACUUUAGAGGCUAUAGAGGAUAGAGGAGAUGAGGAGGAUUUUGAGACAUUCUAUGACAUAUUGGAGUUGUCGGCGAUGAGGUUACGAGUGGUUAUAGCACUUACUUACCUCAGGGGCUAUGACAUUACAAAAUAUCUGGAGAAGUCAGAGCUUCACGCUAGCCGGAGUCAGUGGUCGAAGGAAGAGAUUAUAGAGAACUUCCUAUUUAAUGUGGACCCAAGUCUAGGCAAGGAAGUUAAGGAAGCUCGACCGAAGGAUGGGAAAUGGACUACGUACAAGAAGAACCUCGUUGAGCCUUACAAAUUGGAGGAUAACAAGUACUCCAUCAAGGACCUUGAGACAAUGACUCAAGAUGAAAACGAGAGCGUGCGGGCAUUUGGGAUGCGUUUCCAGAAGAUCUCCGACGUGCUGAUUAAGAAGGGGAAGAUCUCAGAGGUCGAGCGCUGUACUGUCUUCAUUGGACACCUGUCCAAAGGUAGGCAGAAGAGUAUACUUAGAGAUCUUCCGCGCGACAAGUUUGACUUCCCAGAAGUUCUGAAGCUCGCGAUAAAGGCAGAGGCGGACGACUACAAGGACUUGGUCUGGAGGAGGAUGAGGAGACGAGCCACGACAUACCGAGACAAGCCCGGAGGACCCUAUUCACUUCGCUGGGACCGGAGGAACAAUGAAUCCUGGAGGAGUGUCGCGGAUAGAAAUCCUCGAACGCUGACUGAUUAUCGUGCAAGGGAAAGGGAGAGAGACGAUGAGCCAUGGCGACAUAGGGAUGAUAAGAUAGACCGGGACUGCAGGACCCGCGAGAUGUAUGGGCAUGCUAGGAGACUGAAUGACUACUCGCGUAGCCCUCGCUAUGAGGCUGACGGGGGUAGAGGCGACUCUCGAGGCCGAUGGGAGUUGGAUCAGGGCCGACGAGAUGGAUACAGGGAUGGUAGAUAUGAGAGAUCGGACCGCGAUGGACGUAGAGACGACAAAUACGAGAGGUCAGAUCGAGACGGAUACAGGGGCGGCAGAUAUGAGAGAGGAGAUCGACCCGAUGAUUCACGGGGGGGGUACGACCGAGGAGACCGACGUGAUGAUUCACGAGGGCGAUACGACCGAGGAGACCGACGUGAUGAUUCACGCGGGGGGUACGACCGAGGAGACCGACGUGACGAUUCACGCGGGCGAUACGACCGAGGAGACCGACGUGAUGAUUCACGCGGGCGAUACGACCGAGGAGACCGACGUGAUCAUUCACGCGGACGAUACGAACACGGAGACCGCCGCAAUGAUUCGCGCGGCAGGAAUGAGAGAGGGGGAUAUGGCGCGUCGUCUGAUCCGUAUCCGAAGUCCCCUGACCUUAGAGCAGCGAGAGGUUCGACCUCAAGAGGCACAAACGACAGGCCACCCACUCCCAGGAACUCUUGUGUCUACUGUAGAGGAGAUGAUCAUAUCAAGAGAGAUUGCCCGGACCUCCAACAAGCCAUAGAUGAGGGACUUGUCGUGCUUGACGACCACAAGUACGUCAAGUGGGCAGAUGAUCUGGGAGAUGUAUCGAUGUUCCCUUUGAUGAAGGAGAAUGUUGAAGCAAGGAGAGUAAAGCCAAGUAAAGGAAAGGAGUCGGUCAGGAGCCAGAGCAUCAAGAUAACUUUUGAGGGGGAUAUGGCGACCACACCCAUAAGGGUGGCAGCCACCAAGUCGACGAGAGGGUCUACAUCGAAGAAGACAGACACGGAUUACGUGAUGGCAGAGAUGGAUGGACAACGGAUCGAUGGAGAGGAGGUUAUUCUUUCACCGCGAAAGCGAGGCGUGAAGAAGUUCUUGAUGAAGAGUUUGCUGGACGAGAUUGACACGGUCGAGCCACUGAGGCGGGCUCUUCGGCAGCCCAUGCAGUGCUCUAUUCUGGAGUACCUGGCGGCAUCGAAGCCGGCUCGCGAUGAGUUACAGAUGAUCACGCGGAAGACUCGCAUACCUCUAUCGGAGGAGGCAAAGGGGGCCCCUAAGGCAGAAGAUCCUACAGUAGCAGUAACGGGGGUGGCUGCCAGAGCGGAUCGCAUGACAACUGUCCUUCUUGAUGGGAUGGAAGGUGUGCCUCCAGACAAGUUUUACAUACUUGGUACGGCGGUGGGCCGCGAGCGAUCUGCACUGGAAGGGAUAUCGGAAGAAGAGAUCGCGAAAGAAAUCAAAGAAAGAAAGAAAAAGGAGCCGCAACGCCUAACGGAAGAGAGGAUAGCAGGGAUGGACAUAGGAGAUGGGAAUCUGACCCCACAGGAGCGAGAACGUGUGAUAGAAAUCCUGAAGACAUGUGAUAAGGCAAUAGCUUUCAGCGACGCAGAGCGCGGAAGGGUUGACCCUCGAUACGCUAAGCCAGCAAUGAUUUACACGAUUCCACAUGUUCCUUGGAAUGACGCAGGAUGGAAAUACGCCCAGAAGGAGAAGGAAGAAGUUAUCGCUUUCCUGAAGGAAAAGAUGGUUUCCCAUGUUGCGGAACCGUCUGAUAGCGCUUAUGCUAAUCGAUGGUUCUUCCUACGAAAGCCGAAUGGAAAGAUCCGAUGGAUCCAGGACCUUCAGAAGGUCAACGUGGUGACGAUACGAGACGUGGGCUCCGUGCCACACGCCGAUUUACUGGCUGAAGGCGCCGCAGGCGGGACGAUUUAUUCGGUAUGUGAUCUGUUCUCAGGCUAUGAUGAGAUACCGCUUGAUCCUAGGGACAGGCACCUCACGACUAUGCACACGCCGUUGGGACUGAUACAGAUGAUGGUUGUCCCUAUGGGUUGGACUAAUGGGGUAGCCGUUUUUCAGAGAGCCAUGGUAGUCGUCCUCAAGGACUUCAUCCGUGAUAAGGUUGAAGUCUUUCUGGAUGACUUUCCUAUAAAAGGGCAAGUAAACAAGGAUGAGACAGAGGUUGUACCAGGAGUUAGAAGAUUCGUCGAGCAACACCUAACAGAUAUUUGCGCGGUACUCGAGCAGCCGAACGAUGCGAAUUUAACGGUCAGCAGAACAAAGAGCCGAUGGGCCGUCUCGACUAUUAAGAUCCUGGGCUUUAUCUAUGACUCGAGAGGACGCCGAGCAGAUCCGGCGAAGUUAGACAAACUCCUGAACUGGSCGUCACCGUUACAUAGUCCAACCGAGGUCCGACAGUUUCUGGGAGUGGUCGGUUACUGGCGUAUAUUCAUACGGGGGUAUGCGGAGAAGGCUGAGCCAUUGAGGUUACUCCUUCGAAAGACUGAAAAAUUCUAUUGGGAUUCCUCGCAGGAACUAGCUAUGCAAGAGCUUAGAGACGAAUUUAAGGAGGGAGGACGCGUACUGGGCGUGCCAUUCUUUGACGAUGAGACCGAGAGACCCGUCAUAGUAUCCACGAAUGCUAGACCUUGUUCAGCUGGAGGGCUGCUGUCUGAGAAAGACGCUGAAGGAAAGGAAAGGCCGUUAAGAUUUGAGAGUAGGACACUUAAUACGGCAGAGCGAAACUACAGUCAAUUCAAGAAGGAGGUGUUAGCUGUUUUGCGGUGUCUAGACACGUUCAGACAUUAUAUCUACGGACGACGGUUCAUCUUGAGAGUAGAUCCCACGGCAAAUGCCUCGGUCCUCCAGAAGGACUUUAGUCUGACGGACCCGACCAUCGUUCGAUGGUUGAUACGGAUUCGGCUAUAUGAUUACGCAGACGUUGAGAGGUACUAUAUGACCUGCGAGGAAUGCCAGAAGAGAGCUCUUGUGAAAUACAAAGAGCCUCUCUAUCCAUCCUAUCCCACCAGACCAGGAGAGAAGGUACACAUCGAUCAGGUGAAGAUGCCGAAAGGGGUAGGCAAUAUGAACUAUGUCGUGAACAUACGAGACGACUUCACGGGGUUCGUAGACGGUAGACCUAUCAGGAGUAAGACGGCAAAGGAAGUGAAGACCUUCGUCCUAGAGUACUUGUCUAGGUAUGGUUGUGUCAGCAAGAUAGUGAUGGACAGAGGGGCGGAAUUCCUAGCUGACGAGGUUCAGAGUGUGUUCAAGCGAGUUGGGGCGAAGGUUUCGAUAGCCACUGCCUACCACCCACAGUCGAACUCCCCAGUAGAGAGGGGGCACCAGACUCUGAUAGCGUCACUAUCCAAGUGGUGCAGAGGCUCGGAUGGACUCCCGGUGGAGUUCUACGAAGCAACCUGGGACUGCACUGGCCCAAUCUUGCUUGACAGCUACAACAGACUCUGGCAAGGCGGCACCUUGACCACUGAUAUGAAGCUUGGAAUCAUCACUCUGAUCUACAAGAAGGGAGAUAAACGCAAUGUUCGGAACUGGCGUCCGAUCUCCCGCAUGAACGUAUCAUACAAAAUACUGGCCAAGCUCCUCGCCAGAAGACUUGCUCCAUACCUGCCAGCCCUGGUGCAUACAGACCAGGGUGGGUUCGUGCUGGGCAGAUCCAUCGCCGAGAAUAUGCUCAUGGCCGUGGUAGAGUUGGAGAUCAUACAGCGAGAAAAUCGACAGAUGGAAACACUCCUCAACGCGCUGCGUGCGUCCCCACUAAUCCGGGGGCUUGACCUCGGAGACGGAGAGGUUAUGCUAACUGGCGCCAUUGUUGACGACGUGCUGCUCUCCAUCGAAGCCGUCCCAGAAUCUACGCAAGAGGCCAAGACACUUCUGGACAAUUAUGCACAGCUUUCUGAAGCCCAAGUCAACUGGGAGAAAUCUAUCUAUCUUCUCCCAGCCGACUACAACUUGCCAGGUUUUGACUGGGGUAUGAAGCGUAUCUCCCCGGAGGUAUCGGAACGAUACUUAGGUAUGCAAGUAUCCCUGGUAACCGCAAAGCCAAAACAACAAGCCAUCCUCCGCUCUAAAACAAAGGACAGCAUACAGAGAUGCCAGGUAGCUGUGGGAAUCUCCCUAUUCGGAAGAGCUCUCCUCCUUACCUCAGUGGUCUUUGCGCAGAUUUGGCACGUGGCAGCUGUCUGUCUUCUCACCAAGCCAACAGCCAAGCAGACUACCUCGGACGCUGCAAGGCUUGUGCUGCUAACGGUGCUUGUGGUGGCAAUGGUAACGGCCUGCGUCACACUGCCGCUACACAGAAUACUCACCAGUUUCAUGGUCUGGCUGCAGAAUGACGUCGGGCCUUGGGGCCCCUUGAUCCUGGUCCUUGCCUAUCUUCCGGCAUCGGUUCUGGCAGUUCCCGGUUCAAUCCUCACUCUAGGAGGAGGGUAUCUCUUCGGGCUGCCUCUCGGCUUUGCAGCUGAUUCAAUGGGGUCAACUGUUGGUGCUGCAGUCGCCUUUCAAACAGGAAGGACGAUCUGCCGGGCAUACGUUGCUUCUAAACUCCAAGCCUAUCCACGGUUCACAGCGAUUGCGGCAGCGAUUGACCGCUCGGGUUUCAAGAUUGUGUUUCUGCUCCGCCUUGUGCCUAUUCUCCCAUUCAAUGUCUUAAAUUACCUCCUCUCGAUUACGCCUUUGAAUCUAUGGACGUACACAUUGGCCUCCUGGCUUGGCAUGAUGCCGUCGACAUUAGUACUGGUUUACGUAGGGACGACGUUGAAGAGCAUCGCGGACAUCAUUCACGGAGGAGGGGAGCCCCCAAGUCGAUGGAAAUGGGUCUUUGUGCUAGCCGGGCUUCUCUUCUCCGCUGCCGUCCUUUCUCUGGUUACCGCCAUUGCAAGAAAGUCAUUGGACAAGGUUCUAGAGGAGCAGAGCAUGACUGUCUCAACGCCUGCUGGAGCAGAGGCUGCAGGUGCAGAAUCUGCAGACGACACUGUCAUCGUCCUUUCAUCCCCCCCCAGUUCAGAGGCAGGUCACAGGGACCGUGACAGUAACAAAAGCUUGAAGGAGCCGCUCCUUGUCAGACUGCAUGACGUCACUGACGUGUCUCCUCCAACUACUACUACUUCUAGCCGGAGAUAGGAUGGUUUGCCCUGAGCAGUAGGCUUGGAGUGCGUAUUUGUACCUGCAUUCCGCUCUAUAUAGCUAACAUUAGGUGCAAAAGUGUU
Messenger RNA from Chara braunii, 7516 nucleotides. The record is from the annotation of a GenBank genome assembly. NCBI's taxonomy places the organism in Eukaryota, Viridiplantae, Streptophyta, Charophyceae, Charales, Characeae.